UUUUAAAGGAUUUAAGAAGAUUUGAAAAGAUUUCUUUAGUUAAAAAUAUAGAAAUCCAAAUCUCAUGGUUUUAGAUGGAAUUUGAAAAGAUUUUACAAUAAAUUACAUCAACUUCCCUAAAAUCAUUAAAAUCAUAUAAAACCCCAGUAAAACUCAAAUCAUUCUUUGUCCAAUACACCCUCCUAAUUUCGUUUUGUUUAUGAAUACUUUAAUUUGAUUGAAAAGUAACUUUUGGUUACAAAGAACGAAGAAGAAAACAUUUGAUUUUAAAAAAUAAAAUAAAAAUACAAAAUAAUGGAUUUCACCAAAACAAUAUACAAAAUAACGGUAAUAAAAGAGUUCCAAACAAUCUAAUACUGUACUGAUGAGAUUUACCCAUAAUACUGUUAUUCUUUUGAUUUUAAAAGAUUUAUUUUCUAAAUUUAAGAUAAUAACACUUUAAAAGUAAUUUGCCACUGAAACUUGUUAUUUGGUUCAGCCGCUUACGCCCUUCCUGGCUAUGAUGUUGUCUCCCACUUUGACGAGCCAUUGCAGCAGGCUAAAAUGUGUAUCCCUACACAUUUCUAAACUGAAACAUCUUGAGGACGCUUUGUUUCCAGCUUGUGGGGCAUUAAAUCGAGUUGAAUUGAGUGGUUCUUCUAGUGGGAUGAAAGCAGACAAUAUUGACACAGCCUCCUCUUCUCUUCCUCAAGUCGAACUUGAUUUCAGGGAGUGCUUCAACUUGGAUCCAGAAACUGUCCUUCACCAAGAAUCAAUUAUAUUCAAGUACAUGUUAUUUCCAGGGAAAGAAGAAGUGCCAUCAUAUUUCACUUACCGUACUACUGGAGUCUCCUCUCUGACCAUUCCUCUACUUCACCUCCCUCUCUCCCAACCAUUCUUCAGAUUUAGGGUUGGCGCAUUGGUAACUAAUGUUAAGCAUGGAAAAAAUAUAAAGGUAAAAUGUGAGUUCAAAGACAGAUUUGGGAACAGCUUUCAUGUUGGCUCGGAUGAUUUCUACGUUUAUCUACUUUUCACGAAAAGUCAGAAGGGUAGUCAAAUGUUAACUAUAUUGGACUGUUGUAUCCCUCUAAACGAAGGUAAUGCUUCUCUAGCUCAAGGGAACUACUACGAUCAUGUGGAUAUAAAUAUUCAUAUAACAGAAUCUCUUGGAUCUUUUGGAUCUACGUCUGAAUUAAAAGAAUGGGGUAUACGACUCUUAGAGGAAGACUCUUCAUCAGCAGAGAACCAACUUGGUAAUCCGAACAGUACUCUUCCACAUGUUUCUGAAGCCGAAGAAGGCAAUAUGGGGUAUUAUACACCUGUUCAAGGACUUGUUAAUGAGAUUGAACACAAUGGAGAGUCUGGAGAUAACAAUGUAGAGACUGAGAGAAGCACGAAGCAUGCGGAUAUUGAGCAAAUGGAUAGUGAUGAUGAUAUUGAAGAAUGGGGUAGACACUUAGAGGACUGUCAUCAGCGAAGAAUCGACAUGGUAAUCCAAACACUAUGCAGUAUGUUUGUGAAGCCGAUGAAGACAAUGAUGGAUGCCAUUAGACUGAUCACAACGAAGAGCGAGGAGACAGUGAUGAAUAGUGAUAUAGGCAGGGAGACUGAUCACUUUGAAGAGUGCGAAGAUAGUGAUAUAAGCAAUGAGAGUGAUCAGAGUGAAGAGCGUGGGGAUAGUGACGAUGAUGGUAUAAACAAUGAGACUGAUCUGUUCGAAGAGUGUGGAAACAGUGAUUAGGCAAUGAGCUUGAUCACAAUGAAGAGAGUUGAGACAGAGAGAACCAAUACACAAUACAAGAUUACGUAAAAAAUAAAUGAAUCUUUGAGAUACUUUUACGGUGAUGGAAUGCGUAGUUUUGCUGCCGGUUCUAUUGAACAACAAGGAGAGCCCAAGAUUCUUCAUUGUCUCCCUAGCUGGACAGACAUUUUCAGUUUGAGGAUUAUUUCUCCAUAAAUCCUUUCCUAACUUGAGCAAGGAUCACCUCAACUACGAUGUGGAGAAUUAUGAGCUCACAUCUUCACAAGAAUUUUGUAAAUAAAAUAAAGGGAGAAAGUGUCAAUAAAAUUGUUCUCAAAAAUUUGUUGUCUGAGAUUGGAUGAAAUCUGUUGUUUGAAACUCUUUUGGCUCUGGAUUCUCCUCUAGCUGAAGCCAACUAGGGUCAUGUUAAUAUAAUUCAUAUUAAAAGGAUUUGGUAUAAGAAAUGACAUCGGAUAACUUCAUUUACAGAGGUUUUGUACAAGAAAAUAUAUCUAUAUAUAUCAAAAUUUUCAAAUUUGCUUCCAAUCUGAUUAAGCCUAUCGCUAUGCAUG
Arabidopsis thaliana (thale cress) is the source of this 2292-nucleotide messenger RNA. RefSeq names its product protein VARIATION IN COMPOUND TRIGGERED ROOT growth protein. The transcript is spliced from 4 exons. Lineage: Eukaryota; Viridiplantae; Streptophyta; Magnoliopsida; Brassicales; Brassicaceae. The coding region runs from base 500 to 1720 and encodes 406 amino acids. The record is from RefSeq and is marked reviewed.